Lasiodiplodia theobromae is the source of this 1389-nucleotide messenger RNA. RefSeq names its product DNA polymerase subunit Cdc27. Lineage: Eukaryota; Fungi; Ascomycota; Dothideomycetes; Botryosphaeriales; Botryosphaeriaceae. The record is from RefSeq and is a predicted model, not a curated record. Bases 1 to 1389 code for a protein of 462 amino acids. Gene Ontology annotation, biological process: DNA strand elongation involved in DNA replication; nucleotide-excision repair, DNA gap filling; DNA replication. Gene Ontology annotation, molecular function: DNA-directed DNA polymerase activity. Gene Ontology annotation, cellular component: delta DNA polymerase complex; nucleus. The transcript is spliced from 4 exons.
AUGGACCAGUACAAAGCGCACCUGGCAGCCCGGGUGCUCCAGGAAUCGCGCCCUAUCACCUACAAGCUGCUGAGCCGUGAGCUGAAGGUCCACGUUCACCAAGCAAAACAAAUGCUCUACCAUUUCCACGCAACCGAGAAUCAAAAAAAGCCUGGUUCCGUCCACGCUACCUACAUCAUCACCGGCACGAAACACCCUGAGCCCGCGACCCAAGCCAAUGGCCAUGGCGAUGAAGACGUACCGAUGCCCAGCAGUCCAAUUCCUAGCUCUUUACCCGACGCCCCUGCCGAAGAUGAGGAAAGCCGUCUGAAGGUCACAUCGAUCAAGCUGGUGGGGGAGGAACAUAUGGACGAGGCCAGAGCAGAAUUCGAAGAGAUCACAUCCAUUCAUGUCUACAGCCUGGAGCCAGGUCCUCUGAAGGACCUUCAGAUUCUCUCUGACUGCACUCGCGAGAUAGCUGAGAAGUGUGCCGAUGAGGACCCGCUUCACGCAUGGGAAACCUACGGCUCCAUACACAAUCCGCACUCAAAGAGGAGGACACCUGGAAUUAAGCCUCAGGCUCCAGCACCUGUUGCUACAUCUGCCCCGACGAAGACAGCCCCCCGCCCGAGUACUACGGCCGUAUCCAGUAAGGAAGUGCCAGCCAAGGGUCGCGAAUCGCAAGCUGCCCCUCGCCAAUCCACCCCACAAGUCGAUUCCGCGGCAUUACCGAAGAAGAAUGUUGAUAAACAAAGCUUGAAGAAGAAGGAGGCCUCGAGUAUCUUCGCAUCGUUCGCAAAGGCACAGCCCAAGAAGAAAACAGCUGAGUCGGGAGCUUCAACGCCGGCCACGAAGUCAGCGGAGCAGAGUCAAGCGGAAGAUGAGCCGAUGAGGGAUGCUUCAGAGGAAGAAGGAGAGGAUGACGACGUAGUCAUCACUGGCGCGAAUCAGAAAUCCAAGGAAGAGAAUGCUGAGGCGAUGAAGAAGGCCCGGGCCGAGCGAGAAGCGAGGGAAAAGAAGCUUCGAGAUAUGAUGGACGAAGACGAUGAUGAUGCAAUUAUGCAGGAUGCGCCGGCUGCUGCAUCCGAGGAGCUUGAGGAACCUGAGAAGUUGGACGCAGAUGCACCUGCACCUGCGAAGCCCGAACCAGAACCAGAGAAGAAGGACGAAGUCACGGUAUCCAAUGGCCGCAGAAGGGGACGGAGGCGUGUCAUGAAGAAGAAGACCUACAAGGACGAUGAAGGAUACUUUGUCACGAAAGAAGAGCCGGUCUGGGAGUCCUUCUCGGAGGAUGAGCCCCAACCCAAGAAGCCCAAGCCUAACCCUACGACGACAACGAAGCCGAAGAAGGGCGGUGGAAAACAAGGACAGGGAAGCAUCAUGUCUUUCUUCGCGAAGAAGCCCUCUUAA